AUGCCCCUCUUACGAGAAGCCGUCCAACAGACCCACCGCACUCUCGAAGCAAGCCACAUCCCUGACGCACGGCUUGAAGCCGAAGUGAUGCUGAUGAACGUCAUGCGGUUGCAGCGUCACGACCUCUUUUCGCAGCAGGAAACGGAAGUAUCCCCCCAACAGGAAGAAGCGCUGGCGCACAUUUUGGAGCGCCGGCUACAGCGAGAACCCCUGGCAUAUAUUCUUCAAUACAAAGAGUUCUAUGGCGUCAACCUGCUGGUCAACACUGAUGUGCUGAUUCCGCGACCAGAAACUGAGUGCAUGGUGGAGCAUGCACUUUUCAUGGCGCUUAUGGGAAUGGAAACGCCGAAAUUGGUAAUCGCCGACGUGGGAACCGGUACGGGCGCCAUCGCCAUUAACCUGGCUAUGCAUCUGCCGGCCGCCCGCAUCUUUGCCGUGGACUAUGCCGACGCCGUCCUGGAUGUGGCCGCCUAUAAUAUUCGGGCCCACAACGUAGGCGACCGGGUAACCUUGGGAAAGGGCGACCUUCUUGAACCCAUUCCUGAGCCGGUGGACUUGAUUCUGGCCAAUUUGCCUUAUGUACCCAGCGGCCGCAUCCCUGAUCUGCAACCUGAGAUCCGCUGGGAACCACAGCAAGCCCUGGAUGGUGGACCGGAUGGCCUGGACCUCAUUCGCAGGCUGUUGCAGCAGGCUCCGUCGAAGUUAAAGGAACAUGGUAUCGUAUUGCUGGAACUAGACCCUGAACAGGUUCCAGCAGUACAAGCCAUGGCUGAAGAGAUCUUCCCAGAAGCGGAAAUGUCCGUGGAAAAGGAUUUGGCCCAGCGAGACCGCAUAUUUGUAAUCAACCGGGGAAUGGAAUACUGCUGA
Molecule: messenger RNA, 867 nt
Organism: Geodia barretti
Lineage: Eukaryota; Metazoa; Porifera; Demospongiae; Tetractinellida; Geodiidae
Source: the annotation of a GenBank genome assembly